CACUGAAACUCACCUUGUGCUCGUCCCGGUGGCGCGUGGGACCACCGGUUCAUUUAACGCGGAACCUUGUCCCGUCGCGUCCCUCCGGUUUGAGACGUCCGAAGCGCGAGAUUAAAAUGCAUUGAAGAGGAGUCUGCGCGAGGCUGAGGAGCAGAGAGGAGAAGGAGCAGAGAGAAGGAGCAGGGAGGAGGAGAAGAGAGCAGGAGCAGAGAGGAGGUGAAUCACCAUGGAAACGCAAUCUGAUCCCCAAUUGGCCAGCCAGACUGGCCAGGCUACGCCCACAGAUUUUUUUCCUGCAGCAUCGCCAAAGACAGGGGGCGGGAUCUCUCCUAACCCACCAAGCUCAUUGGGUGAGGACAGUGCGAGCUACCUGUCGUCCACCAGUAGGAUCGCAGGAUCUCCUGCCCGCAGUGUGCUGCGCUUCGGCAUCAUGCAGACCAGAGUGACCCUGCUGGACGGGGCUGUCUACACCUGUUCUAUAGAGAAGCGCGUCAGAGGUCAAGUUCUGCUUCAGAAGGUGUGUGACCAUCUCAACCUGCUGGAGAGAGACUACUUUGGCCUCACCUACAAAGACUCAGACAACCAGAAGAACUGGUUAGCUCCAGCAAAGGAGAUGAAAAAACAAUUAAGAGGUGUCUCCUGGAACUUCUCCUUCAAUGUUAAGUUCUAUCCUCCUGAUCCUGUUCAGCUGUCAGAAGACCUCACUAGGUACUUCCUGUGUCUCCAGCUGAGAGAAGACAUCGUCUCCGGGAGACUCCCGUGCUCAUUGGCUACUCACAUAGUACUGGGCUCCUACACCGUCCAAUCAGAGCUUGGCGACCAUGACCCUGAUGAGCUGGGCUGUGACUACGUCAGUGAGCUGAGCUUCGCUCCCAGUCAGAACAAGGAGAUGGAGGAGAGGAUAGUGGACCUCCACAAGACCUACAAGGGGAUGACUCCAGCUGUUGCUGAACUUCAUUUCCUGGAGAUUGCAAAGAAACUGUCGAUGUACGGAGUGGACCUUCAUCAUGCCAAGCUCGUAGGAGGUCUGUUUGAUUGCUUGUCUGCAGCCCAAGCAGAGGACUCGGAGGGCGUCUGCAUCAUGCUGGGUGUGUGUAACAGCGGCCUGCUGGUCUACCGAGACCGUCUGAGGAUCAACCGCUUCGCCUGGCCCCACAUCCUGAAGAUCUCCUACAAGAGGAACAACUUCUACAUCAAGAUCCGACCGGGAGAGUUCGAUCAGUUUGAGUCGACCAUUGGCUUCAAACUCCACAACCACCGCGCUGCCAAGAGGCUUUGGAAGGUCUGCGUGGAGCACCACGCCUUCUUCAGGCUCCUUUCUCCUGAGGAACCUCCGAAGAAGUUCGCCCUGGGUUCUAAGUUCCGUUACAGCGGUAGAACCCAGAUCCAGUCUCGGAGGGCCAGCUCACAGAUCGCCCGACAGGCGCCCUACUUCCUGCGACUCUCCAGCAAGAGAUACACCAUGAGCCGCAGUCUGGACGGAGAUGCCACGGGCAGCCCAACUCAAACUCUGAGUGGCUCUCCAGCGGUAGUAGCGCCCCCUGUGGCCGACUGCAGAACACUCUCAGACAUGGGCACCGGGCUGUACAGAGGAUCUAAGGGCCACGCUAUGAGUGACCUGCUGCCCUCCAGGUCCUCCAUGAGGUCAGAGGAGGAGGUGGCCGUGGUCCUACCAGUGGUGGAAGUGGUUCAGCAGAACGACACGAGGAAAGAGGAGGAGGAGAAGAGAAGGAGAGAGGAGAAGAGGAGGCGAGAGGAGGAGAGGAAAGAGAAGAAGAGGAGAUUGAGAGAGGAGGAGAGGAGGAGAGAGGAGGAGGAGAGGAGGAGAGAGGAGGAGAGGAAGAGAGAAGAGGAGGUCUUACAGACAGACGAAGACAAUACUAGAGCUACGGAAACUCAGAACAGCCCAAAGCUUCAGACUGACCUAACAGACACUGGAAUAGAUGGAGACCUCACAGCCACAGAGUCAGAUGAUGACUGGAGAACACAGGAGAGUCCGGAGGAGGUGCAGGGCCACACGUCCACCAUCCAGGCCCUGCGACGCUCCUUCCUGGAGGAGACGGAGGGGGGAGGAGGAGCAGGAGGUCCGACUGAGUGGGAGAAACGCCUCUCCAACUCUCCUCUUCGUAGGCAUGACGACGCUCCAAUGAUAGAACCCCUGGAGCCCGAGGAGAUACCAGAGGAGGAAGUUCAAUCCACCAUUGAUGAGAACCACCCCCUCCCACCUGACAGCAGCUUAACUGUGAUAGGCCAACAGCCCGUUUCAGAGGAGAUGUCCUCGGAGGUGUCGGUGCCUGCCUCCCACGGCCUGGUGAAGACGUCGGAAAAGGUGGAGACCGUCUUCGUGAAGACUGAGUCAAAUGACGAGGACAAGCCAAUAGAAGAGCAGGAUGAAGAGGUUCCUGUGGUGAUGAAGACUCUGACCUAUGAAGCUCCAGGGGUGUGUGCUAACACAGAAACACCACUAGAGGGCGUCCUGAUGAGUUCUCAGACUAUUACUGCAGAAACAGCAAAUACUACGACCACUACACACAUUACUAAGACGGUGAGAGGCGGCAUCUCAGAGACCAGGAUAGAGAAACGCAUCGUGAUCUCAGGGGACACAGACAUAGACCACGACCAGGCCUUAGCGCAGGCUAUCCUAGAAGCUAGACAGCAGCAUCCUGAGUUGUCAGUAACCAAGGUAACCGUCCAUAAAGAGACGGAGGUCUCCUCAGAGCAUCCUCUGCCUUGAUGACAUCACAGGAAUGAAGGCUCACGGCGACGUCAUGGGUGAGGAAGACCGAGGAACCAGUUAAACAGUUUCUACACUACUUCCUGCUCCCCCUUGACGACUGAAAGCACACGCAUGCUUACUUGUAUAUGCACCAUGUCUCUAUGUAUCUACAGAGUGUAAACCGCUGCUUCAUACUAGCACACAGCGCACAACGACACGCACAACUCAGUGGGGCUUAUAGAGGGGUGAGGCUAUAGAUGGGUGAGGGUGUAGACGGGUGAGGUUAUAGAGGGGUGAGGUUAUAGAGGGGUGAGGCUAUAGAGGGGUGAUGGGUGAAGUUAAACAGGGUGAUGGGUGAGGUUAUAGAGGGGUGAAGUUAUAGAGUGGUGAUGGUAGUUAUCCUCAGUUUGUUUUAGUUUCCCUUACAUAAUACAGGGUGGAUCCUUAAAUGUACACAUUUAAAAAAGAAUGUAAUCUUCUGUUGGACCUUUGUAUAAGUAGUUGUCGUUACCCAGGUUCUGCCCCCUCUAAUCCCCAGUUGAACACUGCCCCCUAGUGUCAGGUUACAGUUAAACCCCCCUUUACUGUAAGGAUCGGCUUAAAGUUGAACCACGCCCCUUUUGUCAUGUGACAAUUUAACCAUGCCCCCCCAGUGACUGGUUACUGCUUCCCCAAACUCCUAAUGUCAGGUUUGAUUUAACCACGCCAACUAGUGUCCGAUUACGGUUUGGUCACGCCCCCUAUGGCCAGGCUAACGUUGAACCAAGCCCCCUAUUGGCAGGAUACAGUUUAACCACACACCUAACUCAUUAUACAGUUUAACUCCGCCCCCUCACGUUAGCAUGUAACCACGCCCCCAGUGCCACGUUCAAUUGUAACCACGCCCCAAGUUUCACGUUAGAACGUAACCACGACCCAACUGCGGCCCCUAGUGUCCGGCUACAGUAUAACUAUGCCCCCUAGUGGAAGGUUAGAGUUUAACCAAGCCAAUAUUUAUUAAUUAUUUAAAAUGUUUUCCGAUUUUUUCAUUUGUUUUUUUCUUGGAUUCUAUUAACCAUUAAAAAUGUAUUAACUUCUAUUUAAUCAAAAAUAAAUGAUGCGUACAAUACCUGUCUUCUUUCCAACAUCAUUAAACAUGUUAACAACAUAA
Messenger RNA from Gadus morhua (Atlantic cod), 3866 nucleotides. It is a transcript of the gene epb41l3a, whose product is annotated as erythrocyte membrane protein band 4.1-like 3a. Gene Ontology annotation, cellular component: cytoskeleton; plasma membrane. Lineage: Eukaryota; Metazoa; Chordata; Actinopteri; Gadiformes; Gadidae. The coding region runs from base 227 to 2734 and encodes 835 amino acids. Gene Ontology annotation, molecular function: actin binding; structural molecule activity. The transcript has 28 exons. Gene Ontology annotation, biological process: actomyosin structure organization. The record is from RefSeq and is a predicted model, not a curated record.